Molecule: messenger RNA, 1533 nt
Organism: Phytophthora nicotianae INRA-310
Lineage: Eukaryota; Oomycota; Peronosporomycetes; Peronosporales; Peronosporaceae
Exons: 2
Coding region: 170-1306 (378 amino acids)
Source: RefSeq, a predicted model, not a curated record
GAUCCAAUGCAGUAGCUCAUUCCACAUUCUUCCGAGCCUCGCCGAAGCCCUCACGCCCUCUAUCUUCGACGAUGACUGCGCUAUCCGUUAACACCGGGGCCACGUACGGCACGGCCGAACCGGCGAAGCUCAUGAACUUCGAUGCGAGCCCGCGACGUCGAUUGUCGCAAUGGUACACCAACAUGUUCAUGAUCAACUUUGUCGAGUUCGCAGCCGAAUCCUCGCGCGGCGUCGUGUUGGCCACACUCUUCCUCUACACUUCAUCGUAGGCUUCGGAGCUGGCAACCGCAGCGUCUGUCGUGCUGACGUGGCCUCGAUCACGACUAUUAACCAGCGACUACCAUACUUGACGCUGCUGGCCACUGUUGUGUUCCUCGGUUAUGCUUUAACCCCGGGUCUUGGCAGCCUAGUGGCCAAUACGGACUCGUACUUGUUGGGCGUUCACUUCAACAAGUUCACGUCUCCAGGGAUGAUUUUGAUCGUGUUCAAUCUGCUGACCAUCAUCGGUAUGGUCACAGUAUAUGACGAGUCUGUUGGUGUCCACGAUGGACCCCUCGAGUCCCCGAGAACUGCAGCUACAAGUAACACGCUGAGUGAUCCGACGGCGAUGCCCGAACGCAUUGUGAACAUUGGUGCAGCCGUCUUCAUCUUCCUGAACUUCAACGCGCGUGGCAUCUUGUCCGUAUUCGAGACGGUGAACAUCCCCUUGUUCAUUGAGGCGACCGAUAGCGACCCUGAAAGCGUGAGUGCCGUGGUGGCUGCAUCCAAUUUCCAGUUCUACCUCGGACUACUGGGGCUACUGUCGUACUUUUCGAUUGAGCACUUCCGUCAUAGUCUCAGGGAUGUGAGCUGGGUGCAGCUCGGCUUUGCAACACUGUUAGCCGGCAAUGUACUGCUCAUUGUGGCGCCUACGCAGCUCUCUUUCCCACAGCUUGCGGUCGCUGAGUUCCUAGUGUGGAGCGUGGGUUGUCCGAUCACAACCGCUGUGGUGUUGGCAGCGUUCUCCAAGCUGCUAGGGGGUCGACCUCAAGGCACACUCAUGGGUCUGUUAGGCUCGGCGGCGUCAAUCUCUCGUAUUGUGCUCCCACUGCUUCCGGCGGCCAUUCCUACACUUACUCCGGUCUUCUGGAUCAACAUUGUGCUAUGUGCGAGUAGCAUGGCGCUGCUGUGGUGGUACAGCACACUGGUGCACAAGACGAAGAUGGCUAUGCUUGCUGACGUUGAGAACGCGUUCCGGAUCGUGUCACCUCCGAACGAUCCUCGUUCACCACUGGGAUCGGACAAGGCCGAUUUCCCGGACAAAUAACUGAUUCGAAGUACGUCAAUUCAUUCUUUCGACACGCAGCAUCUUAAACCCCUGCGACCGUAACACUGGGCAACUCGCUUGCUUAUACUUCACGACGUAAAUGUAGUCUUUCGUGUUAUUGCACAUGCCGUGAACAAAAUUGCUGUACGCACGCGUUCAAGCACCGUUGACUUGUGCGUACAGCAUUUUUCUCAAUCUCUCUAUUCCUCAACUUGUUUACAAUGUAG